UUGGACCCUCUUCCAAUGAGUGGGCCAGACUUUGGUGCCCUGGGAGAGGAAGCUGAACUGGUUGAAGUUGAACCUGAGGCCAAGCAGGAAAUUCUCGAAAACAAAGAUGUGGUGGUUCAGCAUGUGCACUUUGAUGGACUUGGAAGGACCAAAGAUGACAUUAUCAUGUAUGAAAUCGCUGAUGUUUUCAAGGCUAAAAAUCUCAUUGAUGUGAUGAGAAAAUCGCAUGAAGCUCGUGAAAAAUUGCUUCGUCUGGGAAUCUUUAGACAGGUGGAAGUUCUGAUUGAUACAUGUCAGGGGGAUGAUGCCCUUCCAAAUGGUUUAGAUGUAACUUUUGAGGUAACAGAAUUGCGAAGACUAACUGGAAGCUAUAAUACCAUGGUUGGCAACAAUGAAGGCAGUAUGGUACUUGGGCUCAAGUUCCCAAAUCUCUUUGGACGUGCAGAAAAGGUAACCUUCCAGUUCUCCUAUGGAACAAAGGAAACUUCUUAUGGCCUCUCAUUCUUCAAACCACAGCCUGGAAACUUUGAAAGAAAUUUUUCAGUUAACCUAUAUAAAGUAACAGGACAGUUCCCUUGGAGCUCUCUUCGUGAAACUGAUAGAGGAAUAUCAACAGAAUUUAAUUUUCCAAUCUGGAAGACGAACCACACACUGAAGUGGGAGGGUGUGUGGAGAGAGCUUGGCUGCCUUGCUAGAACAGCAUCCUUUUCUGUUCGAGAAGAAAGUGGACACUCUCUUAAAUCUUCUCUCUCUCAUGCCAUGGUAAUUGAUUCCCGGAACUCUUCAAUCUUGCCAAGACGAGGUGCUUUGCUCAAAAUUAAUCAGGAGUUGGCUGGCUAUACAGGUGGAGACGUGAGCUUUCUAAAAGAGGAUUUUGAAUUUCAGUUGAAUAAGCAACUUACCUGGGAUUCGGUUUUUUCAGCAUCACUUUGGGGUGGAAUGCUAGUACCUAUUGGAGACAAGCCAUCCAGUAUAGCUGAUAGGUUUUACCUUGGUGGACCAACGAGUGUGCGUGGAUUCAGUAUGUACAGCAUUGGACCCCAGAGUGAAGGUGAUUACUUGGGAGGAGAAGCUUACUGGGCUGGAGGUUUACAUCUAUACACCCCUCUCCCUUUCCGGCCAGGCCGGGGAGGGUUUGGAGACCUUUUCCGAACACAUUUCUUCCUUAAUGCUGGAAACCUCUGCAAUCUUAACUAUGGUGAUGGUCCCAGGGCUCAUCUGCAGAAGCUGGCAGAGUAUAUCCGAUGGUCUUAUGGUACCGGAAUAGUGCUCCGACUUGGAAACAUUGCUAGAUUAGAACUUAACUACUGUUUCCCCAUGGGAGUGCAGUCUGGUGACAGGAUAUGUGAUGGUGUUCAGUUUGGAGCAGGAAUCAGAUUUCUAUAAUACAAAAACAUUUUACAUCAGUAUAUGAAAUUGUGCUCUGUAAUUGAAAUCAAGACUUUCAUAUAGCUCGAUACGGUCUAAUGUUUUUCUUGAAAUACAGAUACACUUCUGAGUGAUUUACCUCUCAGACUCCACAAGAAGCUACAUUAAAGAAUUAUGCUCUAAA
Molecule: messenger RNA, 1552 nt
Organism: Mesitornis unicolor (brown roatelo)
Lineage: Eukaryota; Metazoa; Chordata; Aves; Mesitornithiformes; Mesitornithidae
Gene: SAMM50
Product: SAMM50 sorting and assembly machinery component
Exons: 14
Coding region: 16-1386 (456 amino acids)
Biological process (GO): mitochondrial respiratory chain complex assembly; protein insertion into mitochondrial outer membrane
Cellular component (GO): outer membrane; SAM complex
Source: RefSeq, a predicted model, not a curated record